Messenger RNA from Acaulospora morrowiae, 769 nucleotides. The record is from the annotation of a GenBank genome assembly. NCBI's taxonomy places the organism in Eukaryota, Fungi, Glomeromycota, Glomeromycetes, Diversisporales, Acaulosporaceae.
AAUUCGGGAGAAUUCGAAGAAGAAAAGUUUCGGCGGAAACAAUUAAAUCGGUUCUAAAUAAUAUGAUUUAUAAGCCUAAGUCAGUUAUAAAUAAUGAUGUUAUGCAAUCUUUAUCGGGGGUCAAACACGAUGAUAGCGCAACAAGCUUUCAGAAUGACAGGUUGAUAAGGGUGGAUUUGGAGAGCAUAGAUUCUUCGUCAACUGAAUAUUUCAACGCGUCAAUGUUGUCAGAACUUCCAGAGACGGGAGACUUGACAUCGAAGACGGAAGUUGGUGGUUUAUAUCAAGAUGAAAUAAUAAAUUUGGAAAAGAGUAACAUGAACAACAGCGUUUCGGAUGAGAAUAAUCCGGAAUCGAAUAUAUCCAUGGAACAAGGAUCAUCAUUGACAAUUCAAGAAACAGAAGUGAAAAAGAAAAAAACUUUUGAACCUAUGAAUAUUCGACCCGCUGGAAUUGAGGUGAAACUUCCAAAGAUAAUUGGAAAAUUUGUACAGCCCUCAAAUCCAAGAUUACUUAAAGUCGCAGUUUUAGGAAUACCUAACGCUGGUAAAUCAACGCUAUUGAAUGCUUUGAUAGGUGAGACGAUUUCGAUAGUAUCCGAAAAAGCACAUACAACUCGAGAAAGAAUUCUGAUGGUUUUGACAGAGGGAAACACACAAAUAGUAAAUAAACUCUCAAUUUAUACCGUUUUGUUUUCGAUAUUUCAAUCACACAAGUUUCCAAAGAAGUUAUCAGAUAUUUUUAGACACUCCUGGGACCGUCAUUGGCC